AAGCAAAACAUUGAUGACUGCAAGCGAUUCCUGUACUUGAUGUGGUCCUAUAAAAUGCAAACACACUCCAAUUGAACCUGGACGCCAUUCUGUACACAUUUUCUUUCUGUGCCCAAACUUCGCAAGCAAACAUCACAACACAUCCAUGGCAACUGCCGGCGUGCAAGAAGCUCGUAUUCCCCCGCUAACUUCCGCUUCCGAGCCACCUCCUCUUUUCGACGGAACCACCAGGUUGUAUAUCAGUUAUAUUUGUCCCUAUGCGCAGCGUGUUUGGAUCGCUCGGAACUACAAGGGACUACAGGACAAGAUCGAACUGGUUCCUAUUGAUCUUCAAAACAGACCUGCCUGGUAUAAGGAGAAAGUCUACCCAGAAAACAAGGUGCCGUCAUUGGAGCACAAUGGGAAGGUCUUGGGAGAAAGUCUCGAUUUGGUCAAAUACGUAGAUGUCAACUUCGAAGGUCCAUCUCUGGUUCCCAGUGAUCCUGCCAAGAAAGAAUUUGGUGAGCAGUUGAUUUCUUAUGUUGAUACUUUCACCAAAGAGCUAUAUUCUGCAUUGAAAGGAGAUCCAAUACAACAAGCCAGUCCUGCUUUUGAUUACUUGGAGAAUUCUCUUGGUAAAUUUGAUGAUGGGCCAUUUUUUCUUGGUCAAUUUAGCUGGGUGGAUAUUGCCUAUAUUCCAUUUGUUGAAAGAUUCCAGCUUGUCUUUUUCGAGGUGUUCAAACAUGAUAUAACUGAAGGAAGACCUAAACUUGCAGCGUGGAUUGAGGAAGUGAACAAGAUUAAUGCGUAUACACAAACAAGAGGUGAUCCUAAGGAUAUUGUUGACUUUUUCAAGAAACGGUUUUUGGCUCAACAGUAAAAUCCAGAGAGUCAUCAUCUAAGAUGUAGAUUAUUGGCAAUAAAGUGUUAUGUGUGUUUGGGACGCUUCUUUUGUUUGCUAGAGUCGAUAAUAAGCUGUUAUAAGCAUUGGUUUGGCUGAUAGAGUUGCUGCAAGAAAUUAGAUUUCAAGAUUUAGGUGAUGUAUAUGUAGCAGCUUGGCUGGUGUUUGCGUGGCGCUUUCAAUACUAAGUGGCAUGGAAUUAUCCUAUGAUUAUUGUGUUUGGAUAUGUAAUUUCCUAACUAAUUAAUUGUCUUUUUUAUAUUC
This is a messenger RNA of Vigna umbellata (rice bean), 1144 nucleotides long. It is a transcript of the gene GSTL3, whose product is annotated as Glutathione S-transferase family protein. The record is from RefSeq and is a predicted model, not a curated record. Gene Ontology annotation, molecular function: glutathione transferase activity. NCBI's taxonomy places the organism in Eukaryota, Viridiplantae, Streptophyta, Magnoliopsida, Fabales, Fabaceae. Gene Ontology annotation, biological process: protein glutathionylation.